Messenger RNA from Metarhizium album ARSEF 1941, 1647 nucleotides. RefSeq lists its product as uncharacterized. The coding region runs from base 1 to 1647 and encodes 548 amino acids. The record is from RefSeq and is a predicted model, not a curated record. The transcript is spliced from 3 exons. NCBI's taxonomy places the organism in Eukaryota, Fungi, Ascomycota, Sordariomycetes, Hypocreales, Clavicipitaceae.
AUGUUGUUCUCCAAACAGCGUUCAAAAGCAGAGGCCUCCCAGGACAAGGCCUCCAACGGGAAUCGACUGUCAGGCGAGGACCCUGAAGGCCAGGCUAAACCUUCAAAAGCUGCAACCCGCCGGUGGUUUUCGACUUUUCGCCCCAAAGCACAACCGCGUAAGGAAAGUCUUGUGUCGAAUUCAAGUCACGGUGGCUCAAACAGUCGGAAUGAUGCUGGACUCCUUGAGAACCCUCGUCAUCCUGUCAACGUUAAUCACCGGAGAAGCCUCAGCAAUGUCUUCAAGACCGUCAAGGCCAGAUAUUCUCGCGAUAAGCUAGACAAAAAUGAAUCAGACUGCCGUGAAGCAGAAGUGAUAGAAGCCUUAGAACCCGCCUCCCCGAUUGCUCAGGAUCCCAUCCCAUACAGAUUGGAGCCAAGACAAUUUUCGCCUCCUCCUCGUCUGGACGUCUUGUCUGAUUAUUCGUCGCAUGACUCGUCAGCAGAGCCCCCUACAUUUCGUGCCUGUCUGGAAAAGGCAGUGGCUGACAUCAACAUCAAGUACGAAACACCAUCUAACUCACGCUUGAUGGAGAAUAUGACAGAUACGGGAGCCAAACGGUUGACGAACCUUACUUCUUUGUCAUUCUAUGCAAGAAGCUCUUUCCGACCUCGGUACCAGCUGCCCACCUUUGUUGAUGCUCCCGUCAAGACUGCACAAUCUACAGCAGGAGACCUACAGCAACUCUCACCAAGAGAGUCAGCAGAGUCUUCUUUUCCAACAGACCGAAAAGCUCUUGAAAGAGGCGAUGAGAGAGGUUGCCGUUUGCCCACCCUUUUACUCGAUGAAGUCCUAGGCCCAAGUCUCGAUCUUGGGAAAUUCAUGACGCCGCAACAGACGACUGAACCAACCGUCUCUGGUGACUCGGGAGACUGCCUCACGAAAGAUGCAGUAGAGUCGGCAUCAUCUAAGAGCUCGAUAGGGACCGUCGUUUGCGAACAUGCCGCAAACAACAAUAUCGAACCUAAGACAGAUACGGAUGCUAAGCAACACGAUCCAGGCACCGUCACCCCGAAAGACGAUCUGGUACCCUCUGUGCGUUCGACAAAUGCAGCAACCACGGGCGAUGCAACCUCUACGCCUGCUAAACAAGCACGUGGUAGAAACCGUUCCAACAGUGAUCAACCACUACGCAGCCCCUCUGGGUCCAAUUUUGGAAGUUUUGAUCACGAGAGUCUAGUAUCGGAGAUCUCCAGCAGGGAAGUAAGACGUCUCCGUUCGAAGAGUACUUCUGACAACUCAGAAAACUAUUUUGAAAUGAUGUUGAAUCACCGUCAGACUUCCGGGAGCAGUCAGAUAUCUAUGUCUCAUGAUGACAACAUUCCUUCGGUCUCUGAGCUAGUCAGCAAGUUUCGACGAAUGGGGUCGCUGCCGGGCAAGUUUCCCGAGAAGUCGCCUUUGGAGACACCCAAUCCACAUCCAGCAUUGCGAAAAGUGUCACGAGGGAAACAGUUUGAGACAUAUCGAAAUCGGUUUUCAAACGAUUCACAACCGGACUUGGGUCUAAUGUCUAAUUCCGAAGAAGCAGUUGACUGCUUUCAGCUGGUUGUUCCCAAAACAGGGGUGCGUGACCGUGACUCCCUCAGCUCCGAGGAUGUGGCGGCCUAG